CACCGAUGGACUAUAGAGAGGAAAAAAAAAAAAACAGCACACAAGUGGUUUAUGGAAGUUGUCUGCAUGCAUUCAAGGCACAAGCAAAGCCAGCUGGCUAGGAUACUACAACUUGUGACAGCUAAACCAUUACAGGUUCCAACAGCAGCUCUGGGGCUGAGAUGAAGCUCUCUGCAUUUACUCCCAGGACUCAAGAGAAGAAAGAGAGCUGGGAAACUCUGCAUCUCACUUAGGUCCUUGUGAUACACAGAGAAAGCUAUGCAAGCAACAGAGGAGGAAUUCUGAGACACGCAGAGCUCUCGUCUUCUUCGCCUGCCUCAUUGUUCUGCAUGUAACAUAGACACGGACUUAAAAGAAUUUUAGGCACCAGACUCCCCCUGUUUAGGAUGGACACGACACUUUGGAACCUUGGACUGAUGCUUUUUUUAGUGGUACCCACAGGCCUCUGUUCAAAUAGUGAUACCAAAAGUAGAAGACAGACAUUAACUAGGAUUGCUCGUUCUACUGAUGAAGUAGAUGAUGGAAAACGGUGCGGUUAUACCUUCUUGGUGCCUCAACAGAAAGUCACGGGACCCAUAUGUGUCCUUACAAAAGGAUCUGGCCCAAAUAAGGAGUUGGUGACUAGGAUGGAUUUAGAGAAUGUAAAAGAUGUUUUGGCUAAACAGAGGCGGGACAUGGAAAUGCUUCAAGUGGUUGUGGCCGUUGAUGGGAAUAUAGUAAAUGAAGUGAAGCUGCUAAGAAAGGAGAGUCGCAACAUGAACUCCCGCGUGACACAACUUUAUAUGCAGCUCUUGCAUGAAAUUAUCCGCAAAAGAGACAAUGCUCUUGAAGUUUCUCAGCUGGAGACAAAGAUCCUUAAUGUAACAUCAGAAAUGCUCCGAGCAGCUACUCGUUACAAAGAGCUGGAACUGAAAUAUGCAUCAUUGGUAGAUGUUGUUAAUAAUCAGUCAUCUGUUAUUGCACUGCUGGAAGAACAAUGCAUGAAAGUUUUCUCCAGGAGGGACAGCCCAGGCUCACCACCUUUAGUGCAAGUUGUUCCCCAGCACUACCCCCAGAUCCACCAGUACACACCUGGGCUUGGGGGUGGUAAUGAAAUUCAGAGGGACACUGGAUACCCAAGAGUCAGAGACAGCAGACAGCCACCACAAGCCCCGACAAGCAGCCCAUUCAGGAUCCCUCCAGUAACAAUCAUUGAUGAAGGCCCAUUUAGAGACUGCCAGCAUGCCAAAGAAUCAGGAUUUUCCAGCAGUGGAAUUUAUUUGAUAAAACCAGACAAUGCCAACAGUCCUAUGCAGCUUUGGUGUGAGAACAGUUUGGAUCCAGGUGGAUGGGCAGUCAUACAGAGAAGAACUGAUGGAUCAGCAAACUUUUUUAGGAACUGGGAAACAUAUAAGAAAGGUUUUGGGAACAUUGAUGCAGAGUACUGGCUGGGACUGGAGAACAUCUACCAGUUGACUAACCAAGACAAUUACAGGCUUCUGAUAGAGCUGGAAGACUGGAGCAAUAAGAAAGUGUAUGCAGAAUACAGUAGUUUCCGACUGGAGCCAGAGAGUGAAUUCUACAAACUUCGUCUGGGAACAUAUCAGGGCAAUGCAGGAGACUCCAUGGUCUGGCACAAUGGCAAGCAGUUCACCACUUUGGACAGGGACAAAGACAUGUACUCAGGUAACUGUGCUCAUUUUCAUAAAGGAGGAUGGUGGUACAACGCUUGCGCCCAUGCCAAUCUCAAUGGAGUGUGGUACAGAGGAGGGCAUUAUCGUAGCAAACAUCAAGAUGGCAUUUACUGGGCCGAGUACAGAGGAGGAUCCUAUUCCCUCAAAGCAGUCCAGAUGCUGAUCCGGCCCAUUGACUGAUACAUCCAUUACAAUAAACAGAAGCACAGACACCAAUUAUAUAGUGGAAUUAAAACAAUACUUUAUUUUUGA
Molecule: messenger RNA, 1925 nt
Organism: Xenopus laevis (African clawed frog)
Lineage: Eukaryota; Metazoa; Chordata; Amphibia; Anura; Pipidae
Gene: angptl1.L
Product: angiopoietin like 1 L homeolog
Exons: 5
Coding region: 387-1853 (488 amino acids)
Biological process (GO): fibrinolysis; positive regulation of heterotypic cell-cell adhesion; blood coagulation, common pathway
Cellular component (GO): fibrinogen complex; extracellular region
Molecular function (GO): extracellular matrix structural constituent; protein-macromolecule adaptor activity
Source: RefSeq, a predicted model, not a curated record